Lottia gigantea (owl limpet) is the source of this 4019-nucleotide messenger RNA. RefSeq lists its product as hypothetical. Lineage: Eukaryota; Metazoa; Mollusca; Gastropoda; Lottiidae. The coding region runs from base 1 to 3729 and encodes 1242 amino acids. The record is from RefSeq and is a predicted model, not a curated record. The transcript has 17 exons. Gene Ontology annotation, cellular component: precatalytic spliceosome. Gene Ontology annotation, molecular function: double-stranded RNA binding; zinc ion binding; single-stranded RNA binding.
AUGUCUAGAUUCGGGGGCUUUGGUAGAGGUGGGCCAAGGUUUGGUGCAGAUCCCUAUAGACAAGAUGCUCAUUGGCAAGUUGGUUCAGGAGUAGGAGGAUGGCCCAGAUCUGGAUGGGGACGUGGUGGCUCUGGUUCACAGGACAAUAGACAACCAAGGCCACGAUUUUCAUCAAGAAAUAAUAAAUAUGAGCCAAGAUUUUCUGGUAACAAUAACAAUGCCAGUCCUCGUCCAUUGCUUGGUAGCUCACCUUCAACGUUAUUAAAAAGUGUAAAAACAUCCACUGCCGAAACUGGCGGUACUGUCACAGGUGUUGGCAACAAGAGAGGAACAGAAUCAUCAAAUUCCACACAAGAAGCAGCAGGUCAAAAAACAAAACCAUUAGCAGUCAAAUCUGGAUUACUACCGACACCAAAUAUAUCAACAGCUGACACUAAAUUGAAUAGUCCUAUAUCGAAUAACGGUGAUUCAAGUGCUCGGUCUAAAUCAGCUGCUCCACCAACAACAACCACAAGCAUCAAAUCAUCUUCAAGUAGUAUAACACCAACAAAAAGUAUUCUGAAGGUCAGUUCCUCCACAUCCAUAUCCAAGUCAUCACCAUCCACUACUGCAGUUUCAACUAAUAGCAAUGUUAAAGCUAGCACUGGUCAACUAGAAAUAGAAAAAUCAUCCUCAUCAGAGGAAGAUGACAACUAUUGUUCUUUUUGUAAGAUUAAAUUCACAUCAUCUGAGAAUUAUACUAAACACACCAGAGGUUUGAUGCAUACACAGAAAGUUAUGGAGGUAGAAAACGGCAAAAAAGAAUGUAAAGAAGAACCCGAAAGUUCUAAAGAUUUCUCAACACCAUCUGGCAGGAGUUCACAAUCUUUCAUAAAGCAAAAACCGAAAAAUACUCCUACCCCAAAGAUCAGAACUGAAAAUAUUAAACUUAAGAGUAUAUUUGACCAUAAACCAAAUGUAAACCAGAAAGAAGACUAUGGUUAUGGUGAUGAUAGAAACUAUCAGGGACAAGAUCAAGAGUUUUUUUAUGAUAAGGAUCCUGCUUUAGCUAAAUAUGGGUUAUCAAAAGAACUAUUGGAUACGGCUAACCUAGAGCCUGUUAUUAAACCACCUAAAGAGAGAGAUCUCAAUCCUGAAGAAUGUGGCAAGAAACGAUUUCAUACUGAUUACCAUUGUAAGCUAUGCAAUGUGAAAUGUACUGGUGCCCAGAGUUUUCAGGCUCAUUUAGCUGGCAAUAAACAUUCUACAAAUGUAGACAAUUAUUAUACGACAGGUAAAUCUACUGUAAAACGAACUGAUGUUUCAUUGGUACCAUGUAAUAGAAAAUCUUUAACUAAAGAACUAACUAGUAUUAAUACAGAACCUAUUGUUGGUUUAAGUUAUGUCACUGAAUUCCAUAAAGAAGAUGCUAAAGCAGUAGUUAACUGUGUUUGUAAUUUAUGUGAAUCCAAAUGUGAUGAACAUACCAUUGUUCCCCAUUUACUGGGAAGUAGACAUCGGCUUAAUUAUAUGAAAGAACAUCAUAUUGAGUUCCAUGAUCAUUGUAAGAAGUAUGGUGGUAAAAAGAACCAGACUCAGUAUAUUGCCGAGUUGACUGCAGAUAUAGAGAAAAUUGAUGGAAAAGGUGAACCUGCUGUUAAGAUGUGUGUAGAGGAGAAAUUUGUUGAAGAAAUUUAUGCUUCAGAGACACUACUUACUACAAGACGACCUCCAUUGUUAAAAAGACCAGGUCCAGCUGGUGAUAAACUUGAGGGUGCAAAAAGAAAUAAAUUUGAAGCUUAUGAUGAAUCAGAAAAUUACCAAAGUGAAGAGUAUGGUGAUUAUGGUGGCUAUAAUGAACCUAUGAAGAAGGGAUCAAGACAUCAUGAUGCAGUACCAUCAAAUGAUUUCCGAGAAGAUUAUGGUGAUGAACAAUAUGGCCAAGACCAUUAUGGCAAUGAAGAGUAUGGUUCAGGACAGUAUGGUGGUGAUCAAUAUAGUAAUAAACAAUAUGACCCGGAUAGCAAUGAAAAGUAUUGUAAUGAUCAGUAUACCAAUGACCAGUUUGGUGUAGACCGUUAUGUCAGUGAUGGUAUGAGAAGAGAUGAAUAUCCACAUGGAAGAGGUGAAAGAGAAGAAGAAAAAGAUAGAUUCAGUCAAGAAGGUUAUCUUACUAAAGAAGACAUUUACAGAAUGGAUCCUUACAGUGAACACUCUAAUGAUGGUUACCCCAGUACAGAACUAAUUGUCAAGGAAUAUGGUCAUGCUAAGGAAGCUCCUAGAUCUUUGAUGGAUGACUUUCUUAAAAGUGAAGAACCCUUACUUGAUGAAUUUCCCCAAAGUAGGGAUCGAACAUAUGGCGGCUACUCCAAGUUCAAAGAACCAUUGAUUAGAAAUCCACCAUUAUUAGGCAGGGAUCCUGAACCUCUACUUAAAGAUCUUCCAAUACUUAAAGAACCUCUGUUAAAGAACCCACCCGUAUCUAGAGAACCAUUAAUGAAUCUGCCAUUUAGUGGACCAGUACGUCAACCUUUGUUACAAAGUCCAGAAGGUGAAUAUGGUCAAGGUAGAUCAUGGGAUAAUACUGACACACAGCAAUCUCACAUAUCCAGAUCAUGGGAUAAUGGCGGUGUACAGCAAUCUCACAGAUCCACUUCAUGGGAUAAAGACAGCACACAGCCAUCUCAGAAUUCCCAAAGUGACUACAGUUAUUCAGGACAUAACAACUACCGACCUCCUUACAAAGAUAGUUCUGCGGAUAGAUACAGUGGCUAUCUUGAGUUACCAAAUGAUCCACCAGUACCACCUGUUCCACAAGAAGCUCCACCUCUGCCAUCUAAAUCAUACGAAGAAGAAUUAGCUGAAAGACAGCGAGAAGAAAAGCUAAUUGAAGAAAGAAUUGAGAAGGAGGUGCAGAAUAGAUUACAGAAUAUUCUAAGUAUGAAGAAACCAGAUCCCGAUAGGAAAUCCAGUAGAUCAGGAGGAAUGAGUGAUAUGAGUGUUUUAAUGCAGUCUUUGUCCAAUUCCUUGAUUUCCAAUGAAGAUGAAGCUGAAAUGGCAUUACAAGUAUCUAACGCCUUGACACAAGCUUUAUUAAAAUAUCGACUUAAAACAUUGCCACCAGAGAUGGUAAAAGAUGCAUUACCUAACUAUGGUGAAAUAGUCAGUCAGUUGGAUGUUUCUCAAUCUCCAGCAUCAUCAAAAUCCUUGAAAUCAACACCAGCCACACCAGACACUUCAUAUCUACACAAUCAGAAUAUUCCUGGUUUGAUGUCCACAAGCCAAUGGCCAGUUUCCUCCAAUGCUGCACAGAUGCCAAUGCAAGUUGACCAGUAUAAUAUCAUGUCUCAAUGGCCACAAAUGGUACAACCAGACAAUCAGCUGGCCACCCUACAGCAGCCUUUACAAUCGCAAUAUAUGCAACAACAGAUUACUCCCCAAUCUUUAAUGUCCCAACAAACAUCUUCUGCUUCACAACCACUCAUCAUACCAUCACCUCCAGCACAGCUCGUACAUCAUGCAAUGGGUUAUUCUAAGAAAAAACAGUCUAAUCCUCAGAAUGAGCAACAAUUUAUGUCACCAUCUUCAUCAACUCCUCAAAUGGUACCACCUAUAUCUGAAAAUGUUUCUGGUGCUAGUAAUCUUGGUUCUGUUUCUAAAAGUUAUUACAGUGAUGUUCCCCCUGAAUAUCUCCAUCAUAGAUUACUCCAAGGACCACCAAGUGUUUCUCGACCACAGCGUAGACCUUGAGUAUAGUUUAUACCACACUACAUGUCUAUUGUGAUUUUCUAGUCCAAGAAGGGCCCGUUUUUAGAUGGAUUCAAAAUACGCUAUGGCUUGGUGCUUGAUUUGGUGUAACGUGGAAGAUGUUAAUAUUUGGUGUUAUGUAUCAAUGAUGAGAUGAUACUGUAGGUUGAUGAAAUGAAUUUUGUAUCCAGAAAACCAAAAUGGAGCAGAAAAGUAACCUAUAUAAUUAUAAGGUUAAUACCAAAUUUUACCAUUUUUAUUUGUAUAACUAUUAAUUAAAAAAUGUCAUCAAA